Echinococcus granulosus is the source of this 1137-nucleotide messenger RNA. RefSeq lists its product as hypothetical. NCBI's taxonomy places the organism in Eukaryota, Metazoa, Platyhelminthes, Cestoda, Cyclophyllidea, Taeniidae. The record is from RefSeq and is a predicted model, not a curated record. The coding region runs from base 1 to 1137 and encodes 378 amino acids. The transcript has a single exon.
AUGAAGUUCUGCAUUCUUUGUCUUCUCGUCGUUGCUGCAACUGCAGCUCGACCCUAUAAGUAUCGUGGCCAGGAGUACAAACCGACCAGGCGAUUUUCUGAAAAAUAUUUCCCAGUGUACUUCAAAACGCCGGAUGGCGGCCGUAAUGCGGAAGGAGAAUUCCUUAACUCAAGGAAACUUCAAGAGAGCAGCCGACCUGCCGUGCAGCAAGAAGCAACGGUGGGAAAGGUAGUCUAUGGAAGGGUAAGCAAAGGCGUGCAAAAGGAGAAAGAGGAAGUUAAUCCGGUUGAAUAUCCCAAACCCGUUGAUGAACAACCGUCGGUUAAAGUUUCAGAGGAAGAAUCCAAAUUGGAAUACCCAUAUGAGGAGGAUUAUGAUGCCAAAAGCGCAGAAGAGCCACAUAAAGAUACUGGGGAGGAAGAAGCAGCCUAUGACGAAGACCAUGAUAGCGAAUCCGAUGAAGAGGACGAGGGUGAGUACGACAAAUAUGAGCCUAAAUACUACGACGAAGAUGAAGCGACAGAAGAGGAGGAGGAAGAAGAUGAGGAAGACAAAUAUGGGUACGAGAAGGGCUACAAAGAUGAUGAAGGGGAUGGAGAGGAAUAUGAGGAGGAAUACGAAAUCGAACAUAGUAGUGAGGUAGGGGAUGAGAAAGAAGAGGAGGGAUCAGAAAAGGUCCAUGAAGAGCCAAUAAGUGUUGAGAUUGAAAAGAACAUCCAGACCACAUCUCUAAAGGAGGCUGACAGGAUCUUCUCUUUCCCCGGUUGUAGCAAUAUCACGUGCUCCAAAACGGGCUUUGAUGGCUACGGCUGUUCUGACUCCAAAUGCAAAUUCCUUUGUUCCAAGACAGAAUGCUAUGAGUAUCCGGAUGGCCCCGCUACUACUGAGGAGAACGCUGAACUGGAGGAAGUUGUGAUGGAGAAGGAGGUGGAAGAGGUAGAAGAGGAGGAAGACGUGGCAGAGGAGGAGGAGGAAGAGGAGACUGCUAGCGAGGUAACCACAACUACAAUCACAACCACAGCUCCGGAGCCGGAAACACCUCCCUCUCGAAAAGAAGCGAGAAAACGCAGAGGUGGUAGCGGAAAACGCGAAGGCAGAGGUGGAAAAGGGAAGAAUGGCAGGGGUUCCAAGCUGUAA